UUCGAAACACAGGGGAAAAGUUUAAUUUUGUAAAUCUUCACGGGCACUGAAAUGAUUUCUUUUCAUUCAAUCUUUAUUUUGGUUUUGAUUGGAAAUGUGCACUCUCUGAAUCUACCAGAAGUGGAUCAUGAAGCCGAUAUUCCUGCAAUGAAACAAGAAAUUAAAGACUUGAAAUCACUUAUUGCAAAAAUGAAUUCUACGCUAGGUGAUGUUCAAGCUAAACUGGAGAAAUACAAUACAUCAUCCGAUCGAACACUCCCCGUCGCCUUUACAGCCUGUUUGGGAGCAAGCCUCAGAACACUAGGACCUCAUCAACCAAUGGAAUUCGAUCACGUGAUCUUAAACGAGGGCGGGGCAUAUGACCCACGACAUGGAAUAUUUCGGGCACCUGCUACUGGAAUAUAUCGAUUUGUUGUCACAUUUCUUAAUCAGCCUGGUCAUGAAAUCUUUGCAGAAAUUGUGAAAGAUGGAAAUCGGCUUGGUCUGGCAUAUAGUGAUGACGAUCAACACAGCGAAGGAACAGUGCAAGUCAACGUUAAAUUACAGUCUGGUGAAGAUGUAUGGUGUCGGAAUGCGUUAUCCACAAGAUCGAUGACCUUGCAUCCUGAUGGAAUGUACUCUUGUUUUUCUGGAUUUCAAAUUUAAGGAUACGAUUUAUAAUCUUAAACUAAAAACUAUGUAUGCAUUAUAAAUGUAUAAGAAUUAUCAUACGGAUGAAAAGAAAUAAUUUUAAAGAUUGAAAUUGUAGAAGAAAACAACUUGGAAUAAAAAGAGAAUAUAUCCAAUUUAAGGCA
Messenger RNA from Saccostrea cuccullata (small rock oyster), 794 nucleotides. Its product is annotated as multimerin-2-like. NCBI's taxonomy places the organism in Eukaryota, Metazoa, Mollusca, Bivalvia, Ostreida, Ostreidae. The coding region runs from base 52 to 645 and encodes 197 amino acids. Gene Ontology annotation, molecular function: protein binding. The transcript has 2 exons. The record is from RefSeq and is a predicted model, not a curated record.